AUGCCGCAUAAGGUCAUGAGCGCUUGUAAUGGGAAUGAACAAGAUAGGGUGCAGCCCCGUUAUACGGCUGCGGUUAGGAAGGACCCCGUUUACGUGAUCCAAAAGCCGUACUAUAAAAGUACUGCUGAGGAGAUGGAGUUGAAGGUGGUUCACUUCAACGCUGAUGGUGCCAAACCAAAGCUACGGGAGACUCAUCAGCUUAUGUUGAAGUCGACUUGUGAUGUUCUAUGCAUUCAAGAAGCAAAGCUUGGUGGUGGGGUAACUGAUGGUAAUCUCAAGCUAACAGGUUACGAUCAUGAACGGCGCGAUAGGUCUGUAUCUGGUCUCAAUAAGCUUGUAUCUGAGCCGAAGCCUCGUUGGAAUGUUGAUAAGGACGAUUGGGAUCUCUUUGCGGAGGUGUUCGAGUCAAAAAUUGGGGAUUCUAAACCCACGGGGAAUGUUGAUAGAGAUUUUGUUACGUAUCGCAGGGCUAUGACAUUGAGAGCGAUCCCGCGUGGCAAGGUUUUCAAUUACUCCGCCUCCUAUAAGGACCCUGAAGUUCGUGAGGCUGUCUCUAAGAGACAGAGCGCCAGUGAAGCUUAUAGAUUAAAUCCUACAGUAGAAAAUCAUGCUGCCGAUAAGAAGGCUAGGGAAAGGGCAGAGAGGCUAACAUGCAAGGCUCAGACAUGCAAAGAGAGACUACAAGUGCCCGGGAAGAAAUAUCUUUUGCGUGGUGAGAAGACUGUGGUGAAUGAGAAAGAUAUAGCUGACACUUUAGCCAGUCAUUAUGAGAGAGUAUCGACUUGUGCUGCAAAGCUGCUGAGCGGACUCUUCAAGGCUUGA
Perkinsus marinus ATCC 50983 is the source of this 822-nucleotide messenger RNA. RefSeq lists its product as hypothetical. The transcript has 4 exons. The record is from RefSeq and is a predicted model, not a curated record. The coding region runs from base 1 to 822 and encodes 273 amino acids. Lineage: Eukaryota; Perkinsozoa; Perkinsida; Perkinsidae.